AUGACCUGUGAUGGUGGUGUGAUGGCAUCUGCUGAAGAUUUGCCUGAAGAGCGCAAAGAAAUGUUUGCUGUGCUGGCACUGCUGAAAGAUGCCUUUACUUACCUUCAAGCAGGUUCCAAACCAAAAGCUUUGGAGAUUGCUCAAUCUGCUGAUUUGAGGCAGAUGAACGAACGGGGCCAAAGUCUUAUGUUUGCUGCGGCUGGCCGACCUCUCAACAAAGGUUCUGCUGAACUUCUUUGCCAAAUUCUUCAGAAACGUGGCCUGGCAGUUGAUGCUUUGGACGGCCACCACCAGACCGCACUCUUUGCAGCUGCGCGUGAAGGCAAUGAAAUUUGCGCCGAUUGGCUGAUUGCACAGGGGUGCGCAGUAGACCACGCUGAUUUCAGAGGAGAGACACCCCUUUGCAUUGCCUUCCGAAACUCACAGAUGGGAAUGGUCAUGAAGCUCUUGAAGCAUGGAGCUUCUUUGGGUGUGAAAGACAUGUAUGGAGGUCGUCAGCCAACAUUUUUUGCCGACCCUAUUUUCCGCAAAGCCUUUGCGGAGAAGCGCAAAGAACCACCUGAGACCACGAGCUCGCCAAAGAAGCGAAAGCGUGGACAAGCAGAGGAGGAACCCCUGUGGAAGCGGUUCAGAGGGGACUUAUCCUUGCGGUGCACAGGCCCCAAUGUGAUGACCCAAUGGGCAUAUCAAGAUGAGGUCGUUCCAGAUGAGACAAUUCCAGAGGAAAAAUGCAAAGAGAUCCUGGCAGAGAAUGAUGACUUCAUGGUCAUUGUUCCACCCCCAGAAGCAACAGCCAGGAUCCGUGUUCUGGAGCGGGAAUUUUCCUUGGAUCAUGCGGAUUGCCUGCGAGGGCACCCCAUGCACCUUGCCAUGGCACCUGAUGAGUGGGCAGACUUUUCUGGAGUCCUUGUGAACGAGGCUGACGCCCACAAAUCUAUCUACAAUCUAUUGAAAAAGGGUUCAGAGACCCAGGCCCUCAUUUGCUGUGUCGAAAAGGGUAGUGGAUGCAUUCGGGGCUACCUGCGAAUGAGUUAUGGCGUGGGAGAAACAGUGACCCUUCAACAUUUGAAGGUGCAGCGAGAACACCAGCGUCGGGGCAUAGCCACCUUGAUGCUCGAAGGUGGUUUGCGCCUGGCACGCGAACACCAUGAGUGGUCCUUCAAGCAAAUCAGCUUGAAGGCCAUGACUUCACUCUCAGCGCCGAUGUUCUUCACAGAGGAUCCUGAGGCUCGUUUGAACAAGCUCCAAAGUGAUGAUCCAAUUGCAUGGCAGGACUUGGAAACAAAGACUCAAGCAGCACGGCUGUUGGGGCUUCUAGAUUUGGGGGAAUCGCCUGAGCGCUUCCUUGGCGUCCGAUUGCCAUGGUCUUUGUCGAGAGGUCACACCAGGGUGAUUUGGAAGAUCGAGGCUCAAAGAGAGACAGUUUGGUCCAACCUGGUGAUUUUCCUGGUGAGGUCCCUCGUGAGAAAGCCUGCGCCACCUGCAAACGCGCAGAUGCUGAGCUUUCCGUGGUAG
Messenger RNA from Cladocopium goreaui, 1515 nucleotides. Lineage: Eukaryota; Dinophyceae; Suessiales; Symbiodiniaceae. The record is from the annotation of a GenBank genome assembly.